AGGAGAGUGGAAGAGAAGCAGGAGGAGGGGGUGUAGGGAGCUGGGAAAACAGGCGAACCGAGCUGUAGUGUUUACUGCGCGCAGGUGGAGCAAACGCACAUCUUCAGGGCGGAGGAAGCGCACUGGGUGCGGAGAGAAGGAAGAGGAGGAGGGCGAGGAAGGAGCGUGGAUGCUCGUUUUACGUGAAAGGAUCAUCUGUAGGUUAGCAUAAAUCGCAAUAUAACGUGGAAUAAGCUUUAGCAAUCAAGGACGAUGGACGUCAGCUGUCGGCACUGAGGCCUCCAGUUCUCCUGUUCUUCUGAUGACCAAAAGCUCCCAUGGCACUCAUUCACGAACCUCGUGCCCCCUCUCCAUCCUUAUCCGGCUUCAACACACCCCUCUCCGACCCCCCAUCCUUCCGCGCCCUCGAUGCCGUUACACCCUGCACCCCUGAAAUGGACCUGACACCGACUCAGUGCGUUCUUCGUAACGUCCUGUCCAUAGACACCGGAGGGGCUGUGGAGCCUGGUGGCGGCGGUGGUGGUGGUGGUGGUGGAGGAGAGGGGCAGACUCCCGGACACAACCAGACGCCUGGCGAGGAACCACAGGAGCACUUUGCCAACAGUGUACUAAAGCUCCAUGAGCACGAUGGGAGUCCUGGACGGACGGAGGGAGAGGGGCAGGAGCUGGACAGCAGCGCAGUCAGAAGCCAGGCGGACGACGCCAGGCUACAGUGCCAGUCUACGGGAGGGGGAGGAGGGUUUCUGGAGGGGCUGUUUGGUUGUCUGCGGCCAGUCUGGACUAUGAUCGGGAAAGCUUACUCAACAGAGCACAAGCAGGACCUUGAUGAAGCGUGGGAGGUCCCCUUCGAGGAGAUAUCUGACCUGCAGUGGGUGGGCAGUGGAGCUCAGGGCGCCGUCUUCCUGGGCAAACUGCACGGACAAGAAGUGGCGGUGAAGAAAGUACGAAACAUCAAAGAGACGGACAUCAAACACCUGCGCAAGCUAAAACACCCCAACAUCAUCACCUUCAAGGGUAUUUGCACCCAGGCUCCGUGUUACUGCAUCAUCAUGGAGUACUGUGCUCAGGGACAGCUUUAUGAGGUGCUGAGAGCGGGCAGGAAGAUCCACCCGUCCCUGCUUAUGGACUGGGCUAUGGGCAUCGCUGGGGGCAUGAACUACCUUCAUCUUCACAAGAUCAUCCACAGAGACCUCAAGUCACCCAACAUGCUGAUCACGUAUGACGACUCAGUGAAGAUUUCUGAUUUCGGCACGUCCAAAGAGCUUAGUGACAAGAGCACAAAGAUGUCCUUUGCUGGUACGGUGGCCUGGAUGGCUCCUGAAGUCAUACGCAAUGAGCCCGUCUCAGAGAAGGUGGAUAUAUGGUCGUUUGGAGUUGUGCUGUGGGAGAUGCUGACAGGAGAGGUGCCCUACAAGGAUGUAGACUCCUCUGCCAUCAUCUGGGGAGUGGGCAACAACAGUCUGCAGCUGCCUGUUCCUGAUAGUUGUCCAGACAGCUUUAAACUGCUCCUUAGGCAAUGCUGGAACUGUAAGCCAAGAAACCGGCCUUCCUUCAGACAGAUUCUCCUGCACCUGGACAUUGCCUCAGCAGAUAUACUGUCAACACCUCAAGAAACUUACUUCCAAUCUCAGGUGGAGUGGAGGGAUGAGGUGAGGCAUCACUUUGAGAAGAUCAAGUCAGAGGGGACUUGUCUUCACAGGCUGGACGAAGAGCUGAUCAAACGGCGCAGAGAGGAACUCAGACACGCUCUGGAUAUCCGGGAGCACUACGAGAGGAAGCUUGAGAGAGCCAACAAUCUCUACAUGGAGCUUAACGCCAUCAUGCUGCAGCUGGAGAUUAAAGAAAAAGAACUACUUAAGAGGGAGCAGUCACUGGACAAGAAGUACCCAGGCUGCUUCAAGCACCACAGCUCCAGACAAUCAGCCUCCUCCAACUCCAUGGAGAAACUCAUGAAGAAACGCAACGUACCUCAGAAACUACCAUCACACAGUAAGAGGCCAGACCUCCUAAAGUCAGAGGUCAUCCUCCCCAAACUGGACUCUUCCAUGACCCAGGUCACAAUCCCCAACAAGGGCUCUACCUCCCCUGGUCGCUCACGCAGAGGAAAACCCCGCUACAGGAAGGCUGGUAAAGGCAGCAGCGGGGACUUGGCUCAGCUGAAGGCCACUCUCUCCUCUUCAUUGGCAAUGGUUAACUCCACCACCUCUGUUCCCAGCAGCAAGCAGCACCUUGAUCCAAGUGCAGCCCUCAGGGGUCUACAGCACGAUCUACUGCUCAAAAAGAUGUACUCCUCAAGUCCAGAUCUCAUUUCAACCACUUUAGAGGCUGAGGGUCGGAGGAAGGGGCAGCUCAGGCCAGGGCUGGACAGAGCAGGGAGUCAGAGCGCCUCAGCCGGUCUGGGGGAGAGUAGGACUGAAGGGGCUCAGGAAGGGCCAGAUGUGGGUGCGGGGACUGAUGACUUGGCAGAUACACCUCCACGCAGUGACACGCCCAGUGAAGAUGCAGCUUCUAUCCCGUUCUCCAGCAGCCCGGACUCUCCGUGUGGGAGAGGGGCAGCCGCAGGGAGGACGUCUGUGCUUGGGAACCCCCGUGUGUCCCACGAUGGAGAGGAGAAGGAGGAGGGGGCAGUGAUCACACGCUCACCCAGAAGUCAACGUCUCACUCCUGCUGCACUGCUCUACAGGGCAGCAGUCACACGCAGCCAGAGACGUGGACUGUCAUCAGAGGAAGAAGAAGGAGAGGUGGACAGUGAAGUAGAGAUGCCAAGGAGACGGCGGACUGUGAGCAUGACAAAGUGCCAGUCCCUCUCCACCUUCAGCUCAGAGAACCUGUCGGUCUCAGAUGGCGAGGAGGGGAACACCACAGACCACUCCCACAGCGGCACUCCGGAUGUUGUAAGCACCAACACCGACGAGCGACUGGACGACAAGAGUGACGACCUGCUUUCUCAGGGCUCCGAGAUUCCAGCUGACCCGUCCGACCCAACCCAGCUCGGCUCCGACGGGCUGUCAGAGAAGGAAGCUAUUCUCCGACAAGUGAAGACCCAGCUAGCCAGUAAUGACAACAAUUAUGAGGGCCUGUAUGACGACUCAGACUGUGACAGUGCAGAGCUGGACCAUUCAGGCAGCGCAGAACCGAGCCAACCUCCAUCCAACUGGUGAAAAUGCAACACCUCAUCCUCCUCAAACCACUACAGAUCCAGCCUGUGAAUGCCCCUUUUGCUCUGAAAGAUCUAAUAAUCCACAGUCACGAUCAGGGACGUUACACAGAGGCAGGAAAUGAAGGCCUGCUUCUUUUACCACAAGCAAGAACUAAAAGCAAAUUCUUCACCCUGGAAAUUUACAACAGAAUAUCUUGUUCCUUUUGGGAUAAAUGCAUCACAGUGACGUGAAGCUGAAACAGAACAAGCAGAGUGGAUGGAUCCUGAUUGAAACUGGCUUGAGAUCAAUUAAGCAAAAACACUUAAAAUGACUCCUCAGUGACAGGCCAUCUGCCUGACCGUCAUCUUUUGUGUCAGUUUGUGUUUUUAAUCCCGUUAUCAAAAUGUGUCAUGUUAUUUCUCAGCAUUUCAUAUGAAGGACAUUAUUGUAAACUCCUAUCAGGGCAUUUUUAAUUUAAAAAUAUAGAUUGUUGAUGUUGCUUGCACUUCAUUUAUGGAUUUUCCUCCUGACCACGUGUCAUACUUUAGUUUACUUUAAAAAAGUUAUGCACUGAAUAUUACUUUUUUUUACAGCAAGUAUUCUUCAAAGACAAUAUUGUUUACAUUCUUGUGUUGUUUACAUCUUAAUUUAUAUUUGUAACAUGGAUUUUUUCAUUUUUUACUCCUGUGUUCAAAGAUCAAUGUAAAUAUGUGAUAUUGUAAAAUGAACAAAUUUUUAAAACAUGAGAUUGUAUAAUUUAAAGGUGCUGACGUUCCUAAUAAGGUGGCGCUAAUCUAUUUGAACCUCAAAAAGCUUAUUGAUGGUAGAAUGUACUGUAGCUGAUCAUGUACAAGCAUUGAAACACAGAUAACAAAAGAAUAACACAAGUACAAAGAAAAGGCAAUCUGUCUGCUCUGGUACAGGAUGUGCGGUUGUGUAAUGAGGCCAGAGGACAACAGCCCAGUUCUUUGAGGCUUUUUUUAAAAGUGUUGCAGUGUUAAAUUAAAUGCAAUACCAGCUUGAAAGCCUCUUUCUGAACAUGCUUGUUGAAAAGUGCGAUCAGAAUGACGCAUUCCUUCAUCCAAACUUAUCUUAAAUUUGCUGCCAGACAUUUAAAUUUUAUGAAAUAAAAGCUAAAGGCAUGUGAAUGAAGGGGACACACAGCAAAGUAGAUAUCACAGUAACAGAUUAUAAAACAUCAGUAGUUUUCUGCUCUUAGUCUUAUGAACCACACUCUGGCCAUGCAAUUUCUCAGAAAUAAGAUAAAGGCGAUCUAGGAAACUUGGAAAUAUACAACAUACACUCCAAAGUAUUGCUAGAUAAGAAAAUCACAAAGCUGCGAAAAAGGUUGUUCAGAAGAAGACAAGAAUAACAUCUUAUCUUGGCUAAAUGUACAAACAGCAACCAAUUUUUGAAUUCAGAAUGAGAAAUGCAAAAUCAAGAAACAAGCUGUUUUCCUAUUACUGUUUAAAAAUGGGGGAAAUAAUAGAAAAAAGAGCUCUCAGCCUUCAGACAGUUCAAAUUAAAUCAGGAAAAGAAAAAAAAACUGUUGUUUUCCCAAAAGAAUUGAAAGAAUUAGAAACUCACAAGUUUUUCAUCUUGUUCUUGAGCUUCUGAUCAAAAACCGAAGACCAAAGAACAUAACACUAGUGAUUAGUGCUGUCAGUCAAUAAAAAUAUUAAUACAAUUAAUUAUAUACUUUGUAAUUAAUCACACGUGAUUAGUUUGAGAAAGAUUACUGGUAGAUGUAAAGAUAAAAGUUACAAGACAAUCAGAAAGCACAUGCUUCUGAUGAUAUCAGCCCUCAUGAGCUUUUGAAACAGAAGAAGUGGAGGCCACGGCAGAUAGUCUACUUACUAUUCAAUCUAGGAUGUGUUAAUCUGUAGGACAGCGUUUCCCUACCAUUUUUCCUUGGAGCCCCCCCAGGACCCAAGAAAGAAGAAAAAGUGGCACACUGCCAUCAAAUAUCAACACAGAAUUUGAUAGUUUCACUGAUUAAACCCAAAAAAGGCCUAUGCAUGCUUCACCUAUCAAAAAAACCUUUGUACAAACUUCUUAAUAACUGCUUUACCAUGGUUUAAGACAAUAUUUGCAUAUCUCAUUUUGGCAGCCUCAGAACAGACAAGCCCUUUUUGAUCCAAGGGUACAAACAAUAAGAUGUAAAACAAGCUGUUUUACAAAGGAAAACAGUUCCAUUGUUCUGUUCUUUCAACGUACUUUUUCAAUCAAAAUGUAAAAACAAUAGGAUGUAAAAUGAACUGGUUUCUUUUUCCCCAAUUCUUUUUUGAAAAACAGAAAAUGGGAAACUGAAAAUGCACAACAGUUCAUUUUUUUUAACCUUUUUAUUCCUAAUUUUAUGUGAACUGUCUGGGUCAAGGGAACAUUUUUCCCCAUGUUUUGGUUUCCAUUUUUUUAAACUGUAAUCGGGGAAUCAGCUUGUCUCUUGAUUUUGGAUUACAUGUUUCAAAUCAAAAAUCAACUGGCCAUAUAUACACAGAUCCAAAACAACAACAUACAACACCCCAAAAUUGGCAGCUUUUUUCUCUCAACUCUAUAUACAUCACUGAACACCUAACUAACAGGGCCUGAUAUCAUUUUUCCUACACAGUAAAGUCAGUCUGGUUUGUCCUCAUCAGCUGAAACUCUGGCCAAACAGAUGGGCAUUUUCACUGCUGUGAAAGGGCUUCUUACAUUAACAAGUCUGGUUUUUGUAUUCUUGUUUGCCUUGACAGGCCUUCUAAUAUGCACGUGGUUCAACCUGACCUUAAGACAGCAUGUUACUAACCGUUCCUCUCAUCGAUGACCAACACAAUAAGCUAAAAACGGCAGCUUCUAUGUUUGUGUUAACUGGUGUUUAAAUGUCCAUUUGUAAAGAAUUUUAAACUGAUUGUGGCCCCAAGAUGUAAAGCUAGAAAUCCUUCUGCAGGAUCAGAUGUUGCCAAAA
Cheilinus undulatus (humphead wrasse) is the source of this 6084-nucleotide messenger RNA. RefSeq names its product mitogen-activated protein kinase kinase kinase 12-like. Gene Ontology annotation, molecular function: ATP binding; JUN kinase kinase kinase activity. Bases 318 to 3161 code for a protein of 947 amino acids. The record is from RefSeq and is a predicted model, not a curated record. Gene Ontology annotation, biological process: protein autophosphorylation; JNK cascade. The transcript is spliced from 14 exons. Lineage: Eukaryota; Metazoa; Chordata; Actinopteri; Labriformes; Labridae.